Closterium sp. NIES-67 is the source of this 3713-nucleotide messenger RNA. The record is from the annotation of a GenBank genome assembly. Lineage: Eukaryota; Viridiplantae; Streptophyta; Zygnematophyceae; Desmidiales; Closteriaceae.
CCAGUGGCGGAUGCUGUUUUGUGUCUCCAGCUGGUCCCAACCAGAUGUAUGCUGCUGCGAAUUUUAGGACCUCCCUUCCUUGACCACGCGCAUAAUCAGAACUGCGAAAUCGCUCUGAGUCGCUCGUUUCGUCCGCAAUCGCUUGAAGCACGUCAGGUUCUGCGAAGUGGCCAUGCGAUUUUCCUCCAUUGCGGAAUGUCGGUUCCUGCUCACAUGAAGGCCAUGGCUUAUGAGCUCGGGCUCAGCGCAACUCGCGCUGUUCAACAGCCAGCAAUCUGCGACUUUCGUACACGUACAGCACAAUCUUGCACUGUAGUACGUAAGUUGCUGCCUACAGAAGUACACGUACAGCGCAAUCUCGUACUGUAUCUCGUCCUCUCAUGGCCAUACAGCAUACAAGUCGGUGCAUAUUGCAACGAUUAGACCCAUACUCUCCGAUAUACUACCCACCCCGCCGAGACAUCCCAUCCGUGCUCGUCUCCCUUCCGCCUUAGGAGUCUCCUUCCUCUACCUCAGAUACCCCGAUGUCGUUCUCAGCCACGGGUCCCGCUAGGCGGUUCAGCAUUCAGGAACAAUCGUGAAGGAUUUAGUGACAACCGCGUGCCAGAACUACCAGGCCGUGCUCCUUCUGGUCCGUAGAACUCGCGAAGCGAGUCGCUUUCCGGCUCUCGCCCUCUCCAGCUAAGCCCCAGAAUGCUCAUCCUGAGUGGCUUUUCUGGCUCCAAGACCCGGAAGACGGGCCGCGUCAUCCCUACAAUCUCCCACUCGCCCUCCGAGCCAAGCGUGGGUGAUUCCUCCAAGGCCGAGAAGCACUCUAACGAGCGGAAGGAUCAGAGGGGAUGCGGCUCGCGGGAAGCGGGAUGCGAUUCGCAGGAAGCAUUGGCAGCGCCGCGUCGUGACUCGGGACAACCGGAAACGGCGGCUUCUGGAGGCUCUGACGCAGGAGCUUCCCUUAGUAACGACGAGGUUUCGCCACCGACGGGUUUCGCGCAUCGCAUCUCGUUCUCGCUGGACGAUGCGACCCUGAGCGACGUCGCACAGCGAGCGUGCGAAUCAUCCGACGAGCUGUCGUCGCACCAUUCGCCGGCCUCCACGCCUCGCCGCUCGUCCUUCUCCUUCGACCCUCCCCCGCUGGCGCCUGGCGCAGGGGAAGCGCCUGGCGCAGGGGGAGCGACUGGCGCAGGGGGAGCGCCAGAAACCGGGGGAUUCGCGGCUGAAACUGGGAGCAACGAACCGGCGGGCGAGAUUCGCGAAGAAAAUUCAGCGACCCGCGAGAUCGGCGAAGCGGAAGAGGAUUCAGCGACAGGGCAGCAGCAGCAGCAGCAGCAGCAAGAGGAGAGGUGCCGGUGCCAGAAAUGGAUGGCGUUGCAGCAGUCGAUCGCCGCAGAAGGCGCAGCUGAAGCAGCUGUCGAAGCAGCAGGAGCGGCAGAAGCGGCAGGAGCAGCAGGAGCAGCAGAAGAAGAAACCGAAGAAGCUGACGCUGACUGUCAGCUUCGUCGUCGUGACGAGGCCGUCGAGUCGCUGCCUUUAAUGUCGGUUUCAGGAGCUGAAACGAAGCCGCUGGCGCCGGCAGCGGCGAGAGACGCGGGCACAAACGCGGAGACGGAGGUAGAGGCUCCGCCACUCGCGCCGUCAGUUACACCGUCUGUUGCGCCGUCAGUUGCGGCAGCAACAGAGACGCUGUUUUCCCGGCGGAUCAAGGACCAGUCCUUUUUAACGCCGCGGGUAAAAGUAGGCACCGCGGGGACGCGCAACUUUCCCCCGGGCUGGGGAAGCGCAGGAGCCUUCCGCAACUUCCCCCUGCCGCAGAGCUUACCCCUGAGUGGUAGCUUCCCCUCCCCGGAGGCGGCGGUAGAACCGACUAAAGCCGCGUUUCCGCCAAAGCCAUUGCCUACCUGUGGUAGUACCGACCUGUACGCAGCCCAUCGCGUCAGUGAGCCGUCCCGCGUUACAGUCACGUCCAUGGUAACGGAAAUCGCCUACGAGCCGUUCCCUGACGGCCUAUUCGCCCCGCUUUCCCCUUUAUCCGCCGUUUCCGCCGUUUCCGCCGCGUCCGCGCAGUCUUCUCCGAGCGGCAACUCCGCGCUGUUCUUGGAUUCCCCCGGCGCGUCUUCGCCCGCCUUCUCCUCCGACUUCUCCGCGGGCCUCCUUUCCCCCGGAACGUCGCCCGCCUCUUCCCCCGCGCACUCCCUCGCGCGACACAGGCGACAGUCGUCCGCGUCGCAGGGGACAACGCCUCCACCAAUUACGUCGCUGCAAGGCGCAGGCGACGUGCCACGGUCGCCCGCACCGUUCCGCCGGCGGUCGCGCUCGUUCGCGUCGCUCAACUCGUUUCAGCUGCAGCGGAGGAUCCACACGUCCGCAUCCCCGCCGCCCAAUGGAGCACCGGAGGGAAACCCUUUCCAGCUGCAGGGGAGGAUCCAAGCAACCGCAUCCGCAUCACCGCCCAAUGGAACUCUCCACUCGUUCGCAGAGGAGGAGGACCGGCGGUCGCACUCGUUCGCGUUGCUCAACUCGCCCCCGUCUUUUCAGCUGCAGCGGAGGAUCCAUGCAUCCGCGUCCCCGCCCAUGUCCCCAUCUUUUCCGCCGGCUUUCCCGCACGGGGAAGGGACCGGCAGGGCGCAGGAACAGGCGCGCGGCGUAGCAGGCGCAGGGCUCGGCGCACGAGGCGGGGCUCCUGCUGCUCCAGCAGCCAUACCAGCAUCUAUAUCAACAGCACGGGUGGCGUCUACUCUAGCAGAAGCCAGGGAGGCUCGUCUGUCCACGUCAGCAGCUGCAGGGGCAGGCGCACCAGGAGGAGGGACAAGGAUUUUUGCGACAGUCGCGUCCAAUUCGCGUCAGUCGCACGCUGUCGCCGCUGCUGGUGUGCCGCUGUACUCCCCGUGGGGAACUACAGUAAACCCGUCUACAGUACACGGAGAUACAAUCAAUUUGUAUGCUGAUAAGCGUGGAGGUACAGUAGUUCAUUCCGUGGGUGGGGGGGGGUUGAGGGGUGGCGCUGCUACGAUGCGCAUGCGUGUGCACAAAGGGAUGAUGGCAUGAGAAGGCCCGAGAACGUCUGAGGACAAAUGCGAUUCACUGGGCUGGUUUAUGGUUAGCCGUCGGCUUAUCAUAGUAGUAACCAGAGCGUGUAUAGUGGUGGUUACCAGCAGUGGCAGGGUGGGAUAACAGAGUCGCGGAAACCCUAACAACAGGGAUAGCAGCAGCAGGCGCAGAAUAAGCAGCAUCUACAGUGACGUCAGCAGUGACAUCAUCAGCUGAUAUGCUGGCCAACGCCUACAGCCCGCUUUGGCGUCCAGGCUAGGGGCACAACGCAACCCAUGGGAGCCAUUGCUGCCUGCAACGGUACAUGAGAGACACAACUGAAGGCUUGAUAAGAGUGUGACAGUCAAGGGAGCGCAGGCUCACCAGAAGAAUCAUGGUGACCAGCAGAAGUAUGGCAAGUGCUGGUACACCAGCAGCAGCACCAGCAACAGUGGGUGCUGGGACAGAAGAAACUGCAGAAUAAUUGAGCAGAUUGCCUAUGGGGAAGUGACUAUAUAUUUUGUGAAUGGGUAGUGAGGUCGAAAAGACGGAUUGAGCGAUUCUUGAGAAAUUGCAGUUCCUAGCUGGUGUUUUGUGUAGUAGGAAUCACAUAUAUCAUAGCUUUUGGUUAUGUGUUUUAUUGUGUAAUGUUGAGUGGAUUUAGAGCAGAGCACAGGCUUGGCCGCAAG